UCAGAUUCUGUGAAAUGUGCUCGGAUAUACUCAACUUGAUUUAAAAUCCGUGUUUAAAUUAUCUUUUUGCUGAAAGUACAAAGCUAUUACAAGCAUGCACCGACUAAUGAACCUGGGAAAUAGGAACAAUUUUCUGAUCAACAAAUCCGGCGUUGCGCGUAUCAGUGCAGGUGUCGGCACACAGAAAUUUUCUUAUUUAUGUAAUCAACAUAUUUCGGGCCUUAAAAGAUUACUGAAUUGUCGCGAUUUGUUACAAUUCAAAACGGAUCCAAUUUCGCGCGUUCAUUCGACUACUCUAACGCCAGAAAAAUACGAAUCAGUAAAGAAGAAAAAAUACAAAAAGAAUUCUACGAAAUUUGCAGAACUUUUGAAAGUUGAAGAGUCUUCGACUAAAAACACUAAAACGUCUGUACAGAAACUCAAAGCCCAAAAACUGUCAAAUUUUAUAAAAGAUCAUAUUUCACAUGAGAUGCAGUCUGCAAAAAAAAUUGAUGCAGCUUCAAAAUUAACUUCGGAAAUUUCAGCCAGUACUGCAAGUUAUAGCAUUGCCGAAACUCCGAUAAUUUUCAUCGGAAAAGAUAUGACAGAAACAAAUCUAUCAAACGAAACUCUAGCAGAAAUUUUAGAAAGCUAUCGAUUGCUGAAUGAAGCUCAUAGCAAAGCAACAGAAAGCAGACAGUACACUGAAGACAUGAUAGAGACCGAAUUUCUCGAAAAUGUUGAACCAGUUCUCGAGACAGAAACUGUUGAAAAGCCGGCCAAAGCCAAAAUUAAGAAACAGGACGCUAAACAAUCCGAUGGAAAAGAAAAGAAACCCUCAAAGUACUAUAAAACACCGGAACAUGAAUUGUUAGCUCGCCAAAAAAGUUUUCGCGUUACACUUACUGCGUAUUUAGACAUUUGUGUUACGAGCGGAAUGAUAAAUCGUGCCUUUGCUACCGUACUGAAUUACCGGUACAAGCGUAAUAAACAAGAUUUAAAUAUUGACAUUUACAAUAUCCUUCUACACGGUUAUGCCAAAAGUGGCAACUUUUUAAAAGUAAAAGAUAUCGUCAAAAUUUUGAAAGAAGACGGUAUUGAACCCAAUCAUCAAACGUAUGCUGCAAUUUUUGAAUGCAUAGGACGGCUUGAAGCCACGGAAAAACAUUUAGCAGAUGCAAAAGAUUAUCUCGCAGAAGCAGAAUCUAAAGGAAUUACAAUGAAUGACGUGAUGGAUCGCAGUAAAUUCACGCAAGAUCAACGUGAAAAAGUUUUAAGUUUGUUCAGUGGAAUCGAUCCAACAUUUUGUCCUCGCUAUACGGCACCGUCAUUGUUGUACGACAAUCACUUACUGAAUGCGCUUAAUGUACAUGUGAAGCCAAUCGACGGCGAGGAAAUAGUUCAUGAUCAGAAUUCUACAAUUACCGGUUCGGAAGUUAUGAAUUCAAAAAUGGGAUUUACAAUGCAACAGUUGCAACAUUUCAGCGCUGAACAGAUCGAGUUGGAGCUUAAAGGACAACUAGCAGUUAAAAGCAUUCAGCACUUUCCAGAACCGAAUGCAACUGUAAAAAAAUAUCGUAAGGAAUUGGCAGAGCUUCGUAAUUCAUGGACAAAGCAGAUAUCCGCUGCCUUUCGCCGAGAUAUUAACACGUUAAAGGCAAUUACUGAAUCGAAAUCAAAUCGGGCCGUAAACUUAUUUCCAUAUUUGAAAGCUCUUAGUAUCGCCCAAUAUACAGAAAUUCUACUUACCGAAGCUCAACAGUUGUUGGAGGGUUCAGAUAGUUUUAGUAUCGGUGUUCCACAUCUCAAUCGUGAAUUAGGUCACAAAGUUGAGGCUCGUUACCACAUCGAGCAAAAGCGUCAAAAUGGCGUACUUGAUAAAACGGAAGAAGUUUACAAAGUCUAUUGUGAGGUACUGGCGAAAGGUAACAGUAGUGAUAAUUCAAGACAGUUGUGGCAACGGAUAGUUCAUCACAGCCGAAAGGAUGGUGCAAGUAUGGAUAUACAGAGCAUCGCGUGGCCUAAAGCUGCUGUUAAUGGAGUAGGAAAGUUCUUGUACAGCAUUUUGAAGAAUGAUCUUAAGGUCAAUGUAAAUGCAACAGCACCAGGAAAUCGCCCUGUAAAACUGGUACCUGCUUUCUAUGCAUUGUUUCGUUAUGACUCAAAGAUCGCCAAAGAGCAAAUAAAGCCACAUCCUGUUCUAGUUAAACUCUACCGAAAGUCACAACAAAAUUUGCUAAAUUUUGAAAUGAACCUCAUCCCAAUGUUGUGUCCUCCACAACCGUGGAGUACUCCAGUAAAUGGAGGUUAUAUCCUUGCAAAGUCAGAACUUAUACGAUUACCUCACCAAGCGCAUCAACAGACGGAAAGAAUAAGUAAUACCGAACUGAAACACAUUUACCCUACGCUUGACUCCCUCAACCAACUGGCCAGUAUACCCUGGAGAAUCAAUGGCACUGUGCUGGACGUAGUGUUGGAGAUCUUCAACAAAGGCGGUAAUACAAAACUUGAUGUUCCCGAACCUCCAAACUCGUUACCACCGGUCGAGAAUACUGUUCCUAAAAACGAAAUGUCGAGUUACGAUAAAUUUAACAUGAUGCGAAAGAAGAUAAAUCAUCGACGGAAACAGGGAGACAUGUUCAGUCUAUGGUGCGAUGCGUUGUAUAGGCUUUCGUUGGCCAAUCAUUUUCGAGAUAGAGUCUUUUGGUUACCGCAAAACAUAGACUUCCGAGGUCGCGUUUAUCCGAUUCCUCCUCACCUGAACCAUCUAGGGCAUGACUUAGCACGCAGUUUAAUGAUAUUCCAUCAGAGAAAGCCUCUUGGGCCGGACGGUUUCAAUUGGCUUAAGCUGCACUGUAUAAAUUUAACCGGUUUGAAGAAGCGAGAUUCGAUACAAGAUCGGUUACUGUAUGCUGAUGCAAUCAUGGAUGAUAUUCUUGACUCUGCGGAUCACCCUCUGACGGGGAGAAUGUGGUGGAGUCAGUCGGACGAACCUUGGCAAACUCUUGCGUGCUGUAUGGAAAUCGCUAAAGUUCAUCGAUGUCCGGACCCAACUGAGUAUCUUAGUGAUUUUCCAAUCCAUCAGGACGGGUCAUGUAAUGGAUUGCAGCAUUAUGCAGCACUCGGACGUGACACACCGGGUGCUAUUAGUGUAAACCUGUCCACAUCAGAUGUACCGCAAGACGUGUACAGUGCAGUCGCUUCAUUGGUAGAAGAAAAUCGAGCUAAAGAAGCUGCCAAUAACGUUCAAGUAGCCAAGAUACUUGAAGGCUUCAUUAAGCGAAAGGUAAUCAAACAAACUGUGAUGACAACCGUAUAUGGCGUCACGCGAUACGGUGCUCGAAAGCAGAUCGCCCGCCAGUUAGAAUACAUUGAUGAAUUCCCGAAAGAUUGGGUGUGGCCUGCGUCAAGUUAUCUCACGGUGAAAACUUUUAACGCUCUCAGUGAAAUGUUCACAUCAGCGAAAGAAAUUCAAGAUUGGUUCACUGAUUGCGCACGGCUAAUCUCUGCUGUCCGAGGUCAAAAUGUAGAGUGGAUCACUCCUCUCGGUCUUCCCGUAGUUCAACCAUACAAUCGACUUGAUCGUCCAGUUUCGUUAAAAUCCCACAAAAUACCGGAACUAGUUGCCAUAGAUUCAUAUGAAAAACCCAACAUUAUGAAGCAGAAAAAUGCAUUCCCUCCUAACUUCGUUCAUUCGCUAGACUCGAGCCAUAUGAUGCUAACCUCGCUGCACUGUGAACGGGCUGGACUGACAUUCAUCUCCGUUCAUGAUUGUUACUGGACUCAUGCCUGCACAGUACCAACGAUGAAUAAGAUUUGUCGCGAACAAUUUGUUGCCCUUCACUCGAAGCCAAUUCUAGAAGAUCUUUCGAAAUUCUUGGCUCAAAAAUAUAGCUACAAUGAAAGCGAAAUAUCCAACGACGGUUCGGUAAUCGAUCUAACGAAACGCAAACUCAAUCUGAUACUUCAACAAUAUCCAAAUAAGGGUGACUUUGACCUGCGGCAAGUGUUGAACUCAGUGUACUUCUUCAGUUAGAAUUGAUGGUUUUUAAGCAACAAGAGCAAUCGGCGAGAAUCUAGUCAGGAGCAAAAGGUGCACAACAUUCGAUUAUAGAUUGUUUAUUUUAUUCUCGCAGAUUACAACGGAAAUUGUAAUUACAAUGAUUUUUGCGGAAUAAUUUACCUACUUAACUUUUUGAGCAGACAAAAAAUAUAACCGAUCGAAAUAU
Molecule: messenger RNA, 4208 nt
Organism: Sabethes cyaneus
Lineage: Eukaryota; Metazoa; Arthropoda; Insecta; Diptera; Culicidae
Gene: mtRNApol
Product: DNA-directed RNA polymerase, mitochondrial
Exons: 6
Coding region: 95-4015 (1306 amino acids)
Biological process (GO): mitochondrial transcription
Cellular component (GO): mitochondrial DNA-directed RNA polymerase complex
Molecular function (GO): protein binding; DNA-directed RNA polymerase activity; mitochondrial promoter sequence-specific DNA binding
Source: RefSeq, a predicted model, not a curated record